ACACACCCAGUCACACACACAGACUCUCCUUUCUUGAAGCUAGUUAAAUUGCACAAUUCGAAUCAAACUUAUCGCGAAACUUUUUAUUAAAUAAAAAAGUAUAUCCUCGAAAAAUUAAACGAACUUAAAACUUCUCCAUAUUCCACUCGUGUGCCAGCAAAAACAACAGAAAAUGGCUAAACUGCAAAUUGUCGUCCUGUGUGCCGCGCUCGCCUUCAUCGCCUGCAUCUCCAUCAGCGAAGCGGAGCCUCAGCAACGCGGACAACGCGUAUACUAUCGUCCUGCAGCUGCGCGCUACCAGCGUCCACGCACUCGCUAUCUGGCCCGUCAGGAGGAAGCCGACGCCGUGCCUGAGGCACCAGCAGUCACCCCAUACCCUUCUGCGGAUGAACUGAAACCAGCUGUGCCCUUCGAUGAGGGUUCUCCCGCUACUAACAUUCCUGACGAAGUGUACGGUCCACCAGAAGCCAACCAGCCCGAUGAAAUAUACGGCCCACCUGAGGUCGAUGCCAACGAGUUGCCCGCCGAUGCCCCCGUUGAGGCGCCAGCCGCUGACCCAGCUGCCGAAGAUUUCCCUGCGCCUUUGGAUGAACAGCAAGCUCGCUUGGUAGCUGUACGUCGCGCUGCUGCAUUACGUCAACGCCAGCGCAAAGUGGCUGCCUACCGUCAAGCGUUGGCUGCCCGCGCCGCCGCACGCCCACUCAAGUUAAAGGCAGUGGCCCCGCGCCGCCAUUGAGUUGAUUGCGCUGAUGCUGGAGUGUGAGUGCUGCAGAAGAGCUGCAAAAAGUUGUAAAUUUUUGUAAAUUUAAGAAAAUUUUACCAACUUUUUAUGCUUAAUUUGAAACAGAAAAACAUAAAAAACAUAAAAAGUGCUUCCACUAUUACAAAUAAUGUAUGUAUGUAUGUAUGUAUGUGUAUAUAUUAAGUUACUGCUGCGCCCGCAGCACAUCACCGCCAAUCCUAAACAAUGUAUCUAAAACAAGGACACCACUCAGCCGACACCACGAUGAGAAGACUCAACUUUUGUAAAUUAUUUUAUUUUUAAUUUUGUUAACUGUUUGAUGAAAA
Molecule: messenger RNA, 1068 nt
Organism: Anastrepha ludens (Mexican fruit fly)
Lineage: Eukaryota; Metazoa; Arthropoda; Insecta; Diptera; Tephritidae
Product: translation initiation factor IF-2-like
Exons: 1
Coding region: 173-736 (187 amino acids)
Source: RefSeq, a predicted model, not a curated record